This is a messenger RNA of Lytechinus pictus (painted urchin), 4731 nucleotides long. RefSeq names its product acyl-CoA dehydrogenase family member 11-like. The record is from RefSeq and is a predicted model, not a curated record. Bases 255 to 1649 code for a protein of 464 amino acids. Lineage: Eukaryota; Metazoa; Echinodermata; Echinoidea; Temnopleuroida; Toxopneustidae. The transcript is spliced from 11 exons. Gene Ontology annotation, molecular function: acyl-CoA dehydrogenase activity.
CGCUGUCACCCAUUGAAGAUGACUUGGAUAAUUUUGGAGAGCGGGUGGGGGAGGAGAUUGAAGCCCUUGGGAACCAGUGCGAGGAGAAUCCACCUUAUGUCAAGCACUUUGAUGCAUGGGGGAAUCGUGUGGAUGAUUUAAUCACAUGUGAAGCAUGGAAAAAACAAAAGGCCAUAGCAGCUGAGGAAGGGAUCGUGGCUAUUCCAUAUGAAAGGAAAUAUGGAUCUUGGAGCCGUGUUUAUCAAGCUGCAAAAAUGAUAUUGUAUGGGCCAUCAUCUGGUCUUUAUUCCUGUCCUUUGGCUAUGACUGAUGGAGCUGCUAAGAUCUUUGAGAAUGAUAGUGUGCUUUCAUCUGAGUUGCAACGGAGUGCCUUUGGUCAUUUGACAUCUCGGAAGCCUGAAACAUUUUGGACAUCUGGACAAUGGAUGACAGAGAAGAAAGGAGGAUCCGAUGUAGCUGGUGGAACAGAAACAUUGGCCUACCCACAGAACGAUGGAUCCUUCAAUCUCCAUGGUUACAAGUGGUUCUCGUCAGCCACAGACAGUGAUAUGACUCUAACUUUAGCAAGAAUUGUAGAUGAUGAUGGCCAAUAUAAAGAGGGUACCAGAGGGCUAUCUUUGUUUUACCUUGAAACUCAUACAGCAGAAGGUAAACUGAACGGUAUAGAGAUACACAAACUGAAGAACAAACUUGGCACCAGGCAACUUCCUACUGCAGAAUUAUUAUUAGAUGGGACUAAAGCACAUCUUGUAUCCAAACCAGGGUUUGGUGUGUCUAACAUCGCCACUAUGCUGACCGUUAGCCGCUUCCACACUGCUAUUAUGGCAGUAGGUGCAAUGAGAAGGAUGAUGCUCAAUGUGAGAGACUACUCGUUCAGAAGGAAAGCAUUUGGGAAGUUGAUUGUUGACUGGCCUCUUCAUGUACAAACUAUGAGCAGAAUGGAGGUGGAGACAAGAGGAGCCAUAGCUCUGCUCCUGGAAUGCUCCCAUCUCCUUGGCAAGGAGGAGACAAAGGAAGCAUCUGAGGAUGAUCUUAACCUUCUCCGUCUUCUCAUCCCAGUUGUCAAACUCUACACCGGCAAACAGGCUGUUAGCAUUGCCUCUGAAGGUCUAGAGAGCAUUGGUGGACAGGGUUACAUAGAGGAUACAGGCCUCCCAAAGAUACUCAGAGAUGCUCAGGUUUUGAGCAUCUGGGAAGGUACUACAAACAUCCUUUCCUUAGAUGUACUCCGCUCUAUCAUCAAGAGCCAAGGCCAAACUAUGGAGACAUUCCUCAGACAGGUCCAAACACGCUCUGCUCCAUUCAUCUCUGCCUCCAACCAGGACAUUCAAGCAACAGCCAAGCUCAUUGGGCAGUCAUGCAAUAAUCUGAAGAAUUUCUUGAUGGAAGCAGCCAAUCAGGAUGCAGGUUACAUGGAGCUGGCUGCCAGGGACUUUGCCUACAGUAUUGCAAGGACCUACACUGGGUUGCUGUUGUUGGAACAUGCUACAUGGGAACGAGCCAGUGUGGAAGAUAUCGCUGUAGCUAAAAGGUGGUGCCAAAUGGAUAUGUGUCCAGUUUCAACUCAGCAUGCAACAGGAACUUAUUCAAUGGAAGCAAGCUCGCUGGACUACAGAACAGUCAUGGCAGGUUACCAACAAAAAGAUUAAACAAGGAAGAAAUGAAGGAGAACAAUGGAUAGUGAGUGAGAGAAAGAAAGAGAGAGAGAGAGAGAGAGAUAGGGGGUGUGGGGAGUGGCGAGGGAGAGAAGAGAAGAUGGAUUAACUUAUUAGAUCCAUUCAAUCAGGUUUGGGAAGAGAAUAUAAAUGGAAGUGGGAGUGAGAGAAAGAGAGAUUGGGUGGGAAAAUAAAUAAUUGAAAUAGGGAGGGGAGACAGCAGGGUAAAAAUUAUAUAGCCAAAUGCAGCUGUAAAUAAUAUAUUUUUGUUGAACUUUUCUCAUUUGUGCUUUUAACAAAUUGAAUUAGCUACUGUAAAUAAUCACAAAUCCUUGAUUAUGAUCAUGAUAUAUACAGUGCUUCAAAUGCUGAAUUUACAUCGGCAUGAAAAUCAGCAUAAAAAUAGACAUAUUUGCAUUUAUAUAUUUUGAUGUAUCUUUUUGAUAUUGCCUAGUAUAUGCACAAAUGUUAUUUGAUUUUUAUGAGAUGAACCAACUUGUUUUAUUAGACAACUCGAAUAGAGUGGCAGAUUGAAUAUGCGGGUAUUUAGGUAAACCAUCGUAGAUGUGAUCAUUUUUCAAUGGAAAUUAUCCCUGUUGCAACACAAAGAUAAAUAUGAUGCUGAUGUACUGUGGGGGGGGGGGGGCAUUGCAAGAAACCUCAAUAUCAUAUUUAGGUCACCAAAUCAAUUAUAAGUCUUGUAUUUGAUAGCUAAUAUGAAAUUCAUUGCUGGUCUGCUUUCUUGCAACAGAAAGUGUCAUUCAAGUCAACUCCUAUAGCUAUAGUUCAGGUAGAGCAAUUUAUAUUAUCAAUUAUUUCAAACAUGCAAUAACCUCACUGUUAAGAUAGUUGACUACCAUUUAAUGACAUUACUCUAGAGUUAGCAGUUUUGGUCUUAAAAGAUUGAUCCGUUAGAUCAGUAAUUUGGGUUUUGUCUUUAACCAGACAUGUCCAGAAAGGAUAGUGACCAAUUAUUAAACACAAGUAUGCAAACUUGAUCAAAACUGGUGAAACUGUAAAAUGCAUGACCUAAAACAUUCAUUUUAUUAUGAAUUUGUCAAAUUAGUUACCAGUUGUUGCAAAAUUCAUGAUCUGUUACUCAUCUUUGCACAUUUCAUGAAAAGAUGGUUUAGGUGACAAGUUCAGUUUUAUCUGACAGUUACCAUAGUAACAGAGUUUUCUCAGCCAAUGCGAAUCACAAUGGGGGCUGUGUGGUCUAGUGGUUAUGACUCUCGUCUUUCAUUCUGAGGGACUGGGAUCCAGCCAUGGUGUGUUUUCCUUCAGCAAGAAAUUUACCUACAUUGUGCUGAACUCACCCCUUGAAUGUUCAGCACCUAAUUAUGGCAGCACAGUUAAAGCCGGGGUAAUGAUAGCAGUACUUUGUAUCCUCAGGCAAAUAGCGUUUAAUUAAUUCAGCUAUUAUUAUCAUUAAAAAAAGUUUGUCAGAUCCGACAACUUGUCGGACAAAAAAUGUUGAUGAAACUAUAUCCUGAGCCACCACAUAUACUGAAUGAGUAAGAAUAGAAAACUUCAGAAAAAUAUCAUUAUUACCAAUUUGAUUUGAAUACAUCAUGAACACAAAUCUUUUUUACCUGUAUAUGUUCUUGAAGAGUAUCUUCUCCCAAAUAAUUUAACACUAUUUUUAUGACUGCAAUGAGCAUAAUGAAUAAAUCCAGAUGACAUCAUAUCCUACAUGGGUCCAGCAAACUCCAUUACAAACUACUAUUUUAGUGUGUAUCAAACAUACUUUUAGUUUCAUUAAGAAUUGCUUUGCAUUGAAGUUCACUGCCAUCCAUGUGCAGGAUUAUGACCUUAAGUUCAUUGACAUCUUGAUUCGUUUAUCACAGUCAUGUAUCAAAUUUGACAUCGCAGCGAGGAAUACCUCCUGAUUAUCCAAGCGUUAACAUUGUAGUACAUGAAAUUGGUAUCAAACUAUUUGGAACUAGAUACUCUUGGGAUGUUUUUCAUAAAAUUGGUGUCUGUUUAGGUGUAAUCGCUUUCUCACUUACUUGGUAUAACUUUGUUUUAAAGUACAAUUUAUUGUGUUUUGUCUAUUUUGAUACCUCAGAUAUGUUGGAAAACUUGGAAUUAUACCUCUGGUCUGUUGUAAAACUUGGGGAUAAAUGAAAUUAAUUCAUGUACAAUAAUUGAUUAUUGUGGGCUUGCAGUAAAUUAAAGAUUUCAUUUUGAUCUGAAAUACUAAAACCUGCAGAGAACCAGAAAAUGGAGCUCAUUAUUAGAUAGAUAUUCUGUCAGAAGAUUUUCAUGGUUUACGUUAGUGUUUAAAAAUGCAGUUGACAUAUAAAAAUGCAGUUGACUUAUACAUUCACUUAAUGUGCUAAUCUGCCAUUUACUAUUCUGGAGUAUACAUUUGAAUGUCACUUUUAUUUUUUUAAUUAGUAGCGUAUUUGUUUGGCCUGUGAAAAGUGUAAUCUUGACCUGAUAAAAUCGCAACUUCUUUGAAACCUAUAUCAUUUUUAAAGCAUAGAUCAUCAGGUGAUCAUGAUGAAAAAAGACAAUUUGAGUUAAUAUAAAAGAAAAGUGUAAAACUGAGUGAAGGUAAAAUUUAUUAUCUUUUAGCAUGUUAAGAUUGAACGUCUCCCUUACAUUACGAAAUUAAAAAACAAUUUAAAACACACUGAAAUGAAGGAAAGAUCCUUCUUGGUAACAAAAGUGACCAAAAAUAUGAAAUUUGAUUAAUGUCUUUUACUAUAUACGUAUGUAGCAUAUUCAAAUAUUGAAGUUAUAUUCUGAAAAUUUUCCAGGAAUGGGUUAAUGUACAAUUUGAUAUUUUAUGAGAUUGCAGAAAUUACACUUAAAAGUUUUAUUUGCAAUACGAGAGGAUAAUGUAUUAUACAUGAAUGUAGAUUUUUUUUUAGAUUUGAUAAAGAUUAGCCUUUUGCCAUUCUCUUUGUUGAAUAUUACUUUCUAUGUUUCCACCAUUAUUUCCCACAAAAGAAGAAAUUGUGAACUCAUUGUUAAUAUUUGGCAUUGUAUAUGGAUAUAUGAUAGUAAUAUCAAUAAUAUAUGUAUAAUCAUAAUGGGAAUAAAUAAAUACACAAUGAAAGAUCUAGAA